AAUAAUUCCAGUCACGGCGAUGGAGGAUUUUAAAAAGUAUAUAAACAAGUUGUGUCAUGUCCAUUUACGACGAGGUCUAGGAUAGCAACCCCGCCAACGCCAAUGGCCCUGAAAAUCAGAGCUCACUGGCUGCAACUGACUUUGUUUCCUUUGGUUUUUCCUACCCUCCAAUUAUCUUUGGUCGCCAAAAGUAUUGGCUUUUUUUUUUUUUAACUCUCAUGGGUUUGUCAAUAUUGGCUUGUUGAAACUUAUUUCUGUACUUGUUCAAAGUUCAGACCUUCUUAAUUGGUGGCUAACCUCUUUUGGGGAAUCCUAAAUCAAAGGGUCGUUUUCGAUUUUUAUGUUUGAAGGGAAAUUUUUUUUUGUCAACUUCCGUUGUUUUGUUGUUUCCCGAGGAAAAAAAAAAACACGAGAAUUUAGCCUUUUCUUCUAUUUCCCUGGAAAGUAAACAGAAACUGGGCUGAACAAGGCAAAUGCAAUGUCAUAUGAGUGAUUUACGAUCGAGUGUUUGAAACAAAGCUUAAAUGGAAACUGGAAAAAGGGUUGAUGGAGAAGAAAGGAACAAACGAUGUUGUACUCCAUAUUUCAAGCCCUGAGGAAUCACUUGUCUUCAAAACAGAAAAUGAUUCUAAAGGCUCUUACGAGUUGACACAGUUUGAGAAUCUCAGAGUCCGAGUCUCAACUACUCUUACUCCCAUACCAUCUCCUUCUCAUCCUAGUGAGAUUGCAAGGAUGAGUCCAGUUCCCAAUAAACCCCCCAAAAUUCCCAUUGAUAAGAAGCUUACUCCAAGAAAGUCCCUUGCAAGAUCAGCGUUUUCUAAGCCCAAAUCCAGAUUGGUUGAGCCAUCCUAUCUAAAUGAUGCUAAAUUGGUGGAAGAAAAUAGUGCCCAGAUUUUGAAUCCAAGCUCUUCACCUUAUAGGAGAUCCCCUGCAGCAACAGCAGCAGCUACUCCUAAAGAGAAUCUGAGAUCAGCUCCUAUUACUCCAAAAACUCCUUUGAUCUCACCAGGCCUAGAGGAGGAAGAUGAGGAGGAGGAGGUUUACAAGACUGCUGAUCUUAAAGUAAGUGCAAAAUCAGGUAAAAAAUGGAAAAUUUUUCUUUGGUUUGAGAUUAUGACAUUUGUUUGCACUAUGGGGCUUCUUGUUGCUAGUUUAACUGUGGACAAACUUGAAGAAACUAGGAUCUGGGGUCUGGAAUUGUGGAAAUGGUGUGUGUUGGUAUUGGUCAUUUUCUGUUGUAGAUUGUUUACUGAGUGGAUGAUGAAUAUUGUUGUUUUCUUGAUUGAAAAGAACUAUCUGCUUAAGAAGAAGGUUUUAUAUUUUGUUUUUGGAUUGAAGGGGAGUGUUAGGCUAUUUGUUUGGUUGGGUUUGGUCCUUCUCGCAUGGGGUUUGUUGUUUGACCGCGGAGUUAAAAGAUCAAAGAAAGCCAAUAGGGUUCUAAAUUAUAUUACUAGGGCCCUUGCAUCCUGUCUCAUCGGAUCAGCUAUAUGGCUGGCCAAAACCCUUUUUGUUAAGUUAUUGGCUUCUUCUUUCCAGUGUACUAGAUUCUUUGAUAGGAUUCAGGAAUCAAUUUUUCAUCAGUACGUUCUCCGAGCUCUAUCGGGGCCUCCGGUUAUGGAGAUGGCCGAAAAUGUUGGGAGUAGUAGGAGCAUUGGCCAGUUGAGUUUCAAGAAUUUGAUGAAGGAAAAAGGAGGGGAAAAGCAAGAGGUGAUUGAUGUGGACAGGCUUAAGAAAAUGAAGCAAGAGAAGGUAUCUGCUUGGACCAUGAAAGGAUUAAUCAAUGUGAUAAGUGGUUCAGGGCUGUCUACGAUUGCUAAUUACAUUGAAGAUGUUGAGGAUGAAGAGAAUGAGCAAAUGGAUAAGGAGAUAACCAGUGAGUGGGAAGCAAAGGCCGCUGCAUAUCGUGUAUUCAAGAACGUUGCAAAGCCUGGUAGCAAGUACAUCGAAGAGGACGAUCUAUUACGAUUCAUGAAAAGAGAAGUAGUGGACAAUGUGCUUCCAUUGUUUGAAGGAGCUUUAGAAACUGGAAAGAUCAAGAGAUCAACUUUCAAGAAUUGGGUGGUGAAUGUUUACUUAGAACGCAAGUCAUUGGCACAUUCCUUGAAUGACACCAAGACAGCAAUUGAAGAGCUUAACAAGCUCGUCUCAGUGGUGGUGAUUGUUGUAACAAUCAUUGUGUGGUUACUUCUAAUGGGAUUCUUAACAACCCAAAUACUCGUUUUCAUUUCAUCUCAGCUCUUACUUGUGGCAUUCAUGUUUGGUAACACUGCAAAGACCGUAUUUGAAGCCAUCAUAUUCGUAUUUGUGAUGCACCCUUUCGAUGUCGGUGAUCGCUGUGUAAUUGACGGAAUACAGAUGAUCGUUGAAGAGAUGAACAUUCUGACUACCGUGUUUCUGAGAUACGACAACGAGAAAAUAUUCUAUCCUAAUUCCGUUCUAGCAGCCAAACCGAUCAGUAACUUCUAUAGGAGUCCAGAGAUGAGUGAUUCCGUAGAGUUCACAGUUGAUGUUUCCACAUCAAUAGAGCAAAUUGGAGAGUUGAAAGCUAAAAUAAAAGAGUAUCUGGAGAGCAAGCCUCAGCAUUGGCGACCUGGACAUAGUGUACAAGUGAAGGACAUUGAAAAUGUGAAUAAGAUGAAAAUGGGUCUUUAUGUGACUCACACCAUAAACUUUCAGAACUAUGGAGAUAAGAGCAGCCGGAGAUCAGAACUGGUGUUGGAACUGAAGAGAAUUUUUGAAGCUCUAAAUAUUAAAUACCAUCUUCUGCCACAAGAAGUUCAGGUCACCUAUGUUGGCUCACUUGCAUCACCACUUCAACAACCUGCUCCAUGAUGGUCUCAUUUCUCUACAUUCCUCAAGUUAUUCUGUGCUCCAACUUUGUGUGAUUAUUGUAGGCACGCAUUUUUUGUUCGAGCCUAAUUAGAGACUCAUUUAAAGUUCUUAGAGACUCAUUUAAAUUUUUUUUUUCUCUCUUAGCCAUUCGAAGCCCACCCGAUUUAGAUCAAUUUGAAACCUUUAUUUUUUUUUUCUUUUCUUUUUAGGCUUGUCAAGGACCCAAAUUAUUAUUAUUGUUAUUAUUAUUAUUAUUAUUAUUAUUAUUA
Molecule: messenger RNA, 3101 nt
Organism: Gossypium arboreum
Lineage: Eukaryota; Viridiplantae; Streptophyta; Magnoliopsida; Malvales; Malvaceae
Product: mechanosensitive ion channel protein 10-like
Exons: 4
Coding region: 547-2832 (761 amino acids)
Biological process (GO): detection of mechanical stimulus; monoatomic anion transport; transmembrane transport
Cellular component (GO): plasma membrane
Molecular function (GO): mechanosensitive monoatomic ion channel activity
Source: RefSeq, a predicted model, not a curated record